ACAGUACUAGCCUUCGCAGAAAAAUUUUCCAUACUCAUUAUUUCUAAACCUUCCGAUCUCUUAAAUGAUUUAAACACAAGAAGAUUCUGAAAGCGCUUAAUGUCCUUGACGAGCACAUUUAGUGAUGACUUCUCUACUUGUUUGACCAAAUCAUCAAAAAAGAAUCUAUCGUAAUUUAAGCAUAAUACAGGACAUUUUACAAGGAAUUCAAGCUCUCACAAGUAGGAUCAGUGAUAUUGUACAUAAUGAGUUACAAUCCGACAUCUAGAAGUUCUGGACCAGCCAAGAAGGCGAAACGAGUGAGUGAUGUCAAUGCAUUAGGAGGAGUAGCUCAACAACCAGCACCAUUUAAUCCAAUUCCAGCACCAACAUUAUCAGCAAAUUAUGAUAAUAAUCCAACGAUCCAGUCACCUAGCAACUUUUAUACCCCUAAUACGAGCCCAUCUAAUUACAUGCAAUCACCGCAAGCACCCAAUUAUAAUCCACAAUAUGCAUCAUCGCCAUAUGAUCCACAGCAACAGCAACAGUCUCCAAUUGAUCCGAAUCAGAUAGGCUUUAAUAUGUUUCAACAGCCUAUAAUGCAAGAUAUGGCAUUUCAGUAUGGUCAGAAAUUAGCCGAUCAAGGAAAGGAGCUAGUUAAUAAGGAACUAGAAAAAUAUGUGUCAGUCACUAAACUCAAAUAUUAUUUUGCUGUGGACAAUAAGUAUGUUAUGAAUAAGUUGAGGCUCUUAUUCUUCCCAUUUGCACAGAAAGAUUGGUCACUCAAGUUUGAUCAAGAGACUGCUGUUCAGCCUAGAUAUGACUUAAACUCUCCCGAUCUUUAUAUCCCAACGAUGGGCUAUAUCACUUACAUUGUACUCGCUGGUUUUAUAUUAGGAUUACAGGAUAGGUUUUCUCCGGAGCAAUUAGGAAUCCAAGCAUCUAGUGCAUUGGCUUACAACAUAUUUGAAUUAAUUAUUUAUACAAUCACACUUUAUGUUACAAAUAUCCAAACGACUUUGAGGACGUUAGAUCUGGUUGCAUUUUCUGGCUAUAAAUAUGCGAGUAUCGUUGCUAUCUUAUGUGCUACUAUCUUAUUUUCAACGACCGGAUAUUGGAUUGCCUUAAUUUACUGCGGGUCUACGUUAGCUUUCUUUUUGUUACGGACACUAAAAGCGAAAGUCUUGAGUGAGCCAGUUUCGAGUGCUGCACAGGCACCAAACUAUGAUCCAUAUGGUCAGCAGCCACAAAGCUUCGAUCACACUUUAGGACGGAAAAGAAAAUUGUAUUUCCUGUUUAUGUUUGCAAUCAUGCAAUUCUUCUUACCGUUUAUGUUAACAAAGCAUUUAAAAUGAUUGAGAUUUCGGUACUAUUUUUUGUAGCUUUUGAAAUAAAUUAAUUAAUAAAAUUAAAUAACAAAUGAUUAU
Messenger RNA from Chironomus riparius, 1406 nucleotides. The record is from the annotation of a GenBank genome assembly. NCBI's taxonomy places the organism in Eukaryota, Metazoa, Arthropoda, Insecta, Diptera, Chironomidae.